Messenger RNA from Anolis sagrei ordinatus, 3188 nucleotides. It is a transcript of the gene PRSS8, whose product is annotated as serine protease 8. Gene Ontology annotation, biological process: proteolysis. The record is from RefSeq and is a predicted model, not a curated record. NCBI's taxonomy places the organism in Eukaryota, Metazoa, Chordata, Lepidosauria, Squamata, Anolidae. Gene Ontology annotation, molecular function: serine-type endopeptidase activity.
CUUUCUCAGUCCACCUGUCCGCUGGGUUACCUGCAGCACCUUCUUUGGCCUGCUCAUUCUCCUGAAAGGCUGAAAUCCACACACAGAGGGAAAAAGAAAAAGCCAUGAGGAGGCAAAAGAGAAGUUUGGAACUUGGAUUGAGACUAUUACUCAGCUGUGCAUUUCUCUCCAGCUCCCACUCUGCAGCCGUGGAAGAUGUAAGCACAGGAGGAACAACACUGUGCGGCGUGCCCUCCAUGGGUCGAAUCAUCGGUGGCAUGAAUGCCCAGAGGGGACAGUGGCCCUGGCAGGUCAACCUUAACUUUGACGGUCAUCACGUCUGCGGAGCCACCCUCAUUGCCCCACAGUGGCUGGUCACAGCCGCGCAUUGUUUUCCUCCAGUGAAUCCCAUAGAUAGAUAUGAGGUGACCUUGGGGGCCUUCCAGCUUAAAAACCCCUCGGAUGAUCUUGUGGUGAAACUGGUCCAGGAAGUGCUGAAACACCCCGAAUACACCGACGACGAGGGGUCGAAAGGCGACAUUGCCCUCGUAAAACUUAAGGAACCGGUCUCCUACUCUCGGACUAUCCGGCCCAUCUGCCUGCCCGCCUCUACUGUCAAUUUCCCCAGUGGAAUGAAAUGCACCGUCACCGGCUGGGGAAACAUCCUCACAUCCACGAGCCUUCCUUCACCUAUGACGCUUCAGCAGCUUGAAGUGCCUAUCAUCGGGCUGGAUACUUGCAAGUGCCUCUAUAGCAAGGACCCAGAUCCUGAAGACCCUCAUGUCCUCCACAAUGAUAUGAUGUGUGCUGGCUUUGCUGAGGGAAAAAAGGAUGCCUGUCAGGGUGAUUCUGGAGGACCCCUGUCUUGCCGUAUCGACAAUGCUUGGUUGCUGGCUGGAGUCGUGAGCUGGGGCGAUGCCUGUGGGGCCGCCAACAGACCCGGCGUCUAUAUCCGCACCGCAGCCUAUGCUGACUGGAUUAAGGAGAAGGUUCCCGAGGUGGAGCUCAGCAAUGUGGUUGCCAACGUGGAACCGGUUUCUGAACAAGGCAUGUGCUCCAAUACUUCUAGCACUAGUCAACCAGGACCUUACGAUCAUAUUCAGCCCGAACCCGGGUGGAACCGUCCCCUCAACCCCAGCCAGCCUCCCAGAGGCAGCGCAGCCCCUUGGCUUCCAUCAGCCAGCCUGACCCUCCUUUUCCUUCUCCUCCAGAGUUUCUAUUAUCUUCUCUGAAUUGCACUACAAGUGUGCUCCAAUUGUGUAGGGAGAAUGUCCCCUUCCUACUCCCAUACUCAGUGGAAGGUCCCACUAUUUCACAAUUUCACACCUUUAAGAAAAAGUUUGCGUUCUGAGCGUAUUUAAUUCUGUUUUUAAAUGGCAACGUUUUGCUAGUGCAGAGGUUUCUAUCAAGCCUUGGGUUUCAGCCCAAUGUUUACCUCAUAGGCACACCUUGAGCCUCCGCCUGCUAUGUGCUUUUUAUGUGCCAACAGAAAAUAAUGGUUCAUGUUUCAAGUUUCUUUUCAUUCUUGGCAAUCUCACUCUUUGGUUUGUGUGUUUGUGUUUGUGUGUUUAAUUUCACAUCAUGGAAUAAUGCAAUUUCUUAACACCGAAUGGCCGUCCAUUUUACAACUUUGCUUUUGAUUCCCUUAAUGUUGUAACGUUCCAUUUGAUGGCUUGCUAUCUGAGUCUAAUGUCAGACUAAUAAUGUGUUUUCCUUGUCCUGUUUUCUUUCAACUAAUUCCUUAAAAAAAACUCAACAACCCUGGACCUCAAUCUGCUCCAUGUAGAUAUUCCUCUUCUUCCCUUCCUGUAGUCUUUCCAACCUUGAUAACCAGUCUGCUUAGUAUGAGGGUUGAAUGAAAAGUAAUGCCUCCACCUUCGUAACUCCUCAACAGAUGGCAGUACUGGUAUGCAGGUACUGGCUUGUUCAGUAGACUCUCCUCUACAGUUUCAUUUUGGUGGGAAGCCUUAGCAUUGAAUGGUUGUGUUGUUAAAGUAUGGAACCCUGCGCAGACUGUCGCUCAAUGCGACUUAAGCAAUGUGCAGUCAUUGAAUUCUUGACAGCAGAAGGUGUCACCCCAAAUUUCAAGCAUAAUUGGCAUUUCACAAGAACGUGUGGGUCCCAUUAUUGCUUUGCUUGGCUAUCGGAAGAUCUGUGCACGAUGGGUACCCAGGAUGCUGGCGCCUGAAAUGAAAGAGCACAGACUUCUUCCAUGACGGCUUCAGAAAACUUGUUGUUGUUAUUAUUAUUAUUAUUAUUAUUAUUAUUAUUAUUAUUCACUUUAUUUAUACCCCGCAAAAUGUCCCGUAGGACUCAAUGCGGCUUACAAAGGCCAAGGCCGCCAACAAUCAACAACAUACAAUACACAAUAAACUCAUAAGCAAAUAAUAAAACAUCAAACAAAACAAUAAACAGUAAGACAAUGACACCGGGACACAAUUAAAACCAAAGGCCGGGCCAAAUGUAAUGGACAAAAUUUAAAAUGCUGAACUUGACAGGUAAUAUGUAGAGGUAUAUGGAGGUAGAUGCAAUGUGCAGAUAAUCCUGAGUCUCUAGCAAAGUGCAAUUGGGACUUGAAACCAGGAGUUCAUCAUUGGCAGAAAUGUAUCCAAUUGUCUGGCGAUUAUGUGGAAAAUUGAAUAGUGGUAGUUAAAGAGCACAUUCUAAGGAUUAUUUCUGCGUUUGAUUUAUUAAAAUAUUCCCAUCCAAAGCCAAGUAAUGAAGGUGCAGGUAUUACUUUUCAUUCAACCCUCGUACUUAACUACGGUGGCUACAAUCAUGGCUCCCCUUGGUAGCCCUUUUGCUUCUUAAACAUUCAGUUUGAGUCUAACAAGAGUCCACAGAUGUGCAGAUUUGUCUGGUCUGAAGCUAAAUGAGCCAUGUUUUCCAAGUUGCAUUGGCAGUCAAUCACAGACUCCAAACCAUUGUGUGCUAACCCAAAGGUCUUGAUACUUCACAAGACAGGAAUCGUCAGCUAUUCCUACCUAGAUACACUUGAAAGGCAAUUUUGGGAGUCUGUUUUGCCAGGUAGACAUUACCUGAGUCUAUGGUAGAGAUUAUGAGUGGAAGGCACCUAUGAGAGUAUCUUGACAGGCCUCCUGUCUAUAUUUAUACAGAUUUGAUCAACAACACUGGUGGAGAAGAAUGUUCAGUGGCACCUGCUCUGCUCUCUGCUUUUUGGAUUUUGCUGGCCAGCUUGUUUGUGGCGU